AUGAGCGCGGUGUCCGGCAAAGCGACGUCGACGGUUGAGGCGCCGCGGCAGGCAGGGACCGAUCUGCUGCUGCGAAAGCUACCUCUCCUCGCCAAGGCUCAGGCGCUUGGGGAACAACACCCGUACGAUCCACAGGCGGAAUGCAAUUUGCUCUGCUACGGGCCGGAUGUGUAUCGCAUUCACUCGAUUGCGCGCCGCCGAGAUGACCGCGGCCCCCUGCAGUCGCGGCGCCGCGGACGCCUAGGCGAGGACGAGGACGAAGAGAAGAGAAGGUUAUCAGAGAUGGAUGCGGUGGUGGCGCUUCCAACGCACAUGCCGUUUCUGGCCGUGAUGGAGUCGGAGCUUCGCAAGUCAAUGGACUCCCUGCAAGACGCCGACGGAAGGAAGCCUGGCGUGGAGGGGGAGACUGCGAAUGCGGGAACUGCGAGGAGUGCCGCGAAUUCCACCGGUGACAGAAAGAGGAAGAAGAGGCAUGGGGCGAGUUGGGAGCCUCAGAGGAAGGGGAGUCGUGCAAGCGAUGAAGAAGAACCUGAUGCUGAUGACGGCGGUGCGGAUGAAGGAGCAAAAGGACUUUUUGGCGCCACAGGAGCGGGGGCGGAGGCUGCGUUGGGGGGCGAGGAGGAUGCCUUGCUGCGUGCCAUUCGUGAGCCACGGGCGGCGGUGCGUGCGGGGGAUACAGCAACCCCAGCGGGGGCGGUGGGCUUCAGCAACUCCACAAACGUCACUCGCAACGGUGCCGCGCGUGGCGGAGUUGGGGGCGUUCGCCUGCCGUGGGAACACAUGCUGAGCAGCAUCAUGAGCCACUACGGCGCUGCCGAUGAUGUCAAGGGCGGGGACGCUGUCCAGUCGUACCUCCGCCGAGUGGCAUGGAUCGAGCAGCAGAAGAAACUGCAGCCGGGGCUCGGCGCGGCUGCGGAGAUGCUUCACCGCAAUGAGCAGCCGUGGGUGAGCAUGACGGAUGCGAUGCGAGUGCAGAAGGAGAUGCAGCGCGUGCGACUUCAACGAAAACGAUUUCGCCGUUCGCAUAAACCGAAGGCCGAGUAG
This is a messenger RNA of Trypanosoma conorhini, 1044 nucleotides long. RefSeq lists its product as uncharacterized. The record is from RefSeq and is a predicted model, not a curated record. The transcript has a single exon. NCBI's taxonomy places the organism in Eukaryota, Euglenozoa, Kinetoplastea, Trypanosomatida, Trypanosomatidae. Bases 1 to 1044 code for a protein of 347 amino acids.